Kockovaella imperatae is the source of this 1520-nucleotide messenger RNA. Its product is annotated as putative adaptor complex subunit medium chain 3. The record is from RefSeq and is a predicted model, not a curated record. Gene Ontology annotation, biological process: intracellular protein transport; endocytosis. Gene Ontology annotation, cellular component: clathrin adaptor complex; cytoplasmic vesicle. The transcript is spliced from 10 exons. NCBI's taxonomy places the organism in Eukaryota, Fungi, Basidiomycota, Tremellomycetes, Tremellales, Cuniculitremaceae. The coding region runs from base 50 to 1429 and encodes 459 amino acids.
AAUUACUUGGAAUCUCUCGAUUGGCCAUUGCAGCUCAAACGAUGGACUCAUGAUGACGCGAAUAGACGGUCUCAUCAUCUUGGAUCCCAUAGGGAAACCUCUGAUCACUUCUCACUUUUCAUUGCAUCCACCUACCUACCCUUCCAUCCACAUCGAUACGUUCAAUCAUCUCCGCAAGCAGUCCAUCGCCAGAUCAAAGGUGCUCGAUUCAGUGAUCGGGGUGAACGCCAUUGACAAUGACGGUCGAGAGCUGGGUACCGGAUUAUGCUGGUUAGAGCGGGAAGGCUUAAAGUUUUUGGUACCUAUAUCGGAGGAAUUAAACCCCCUGUUUGCAUUCUCUUUCCUGUCUAGUUUUUUGGCAACCCUCGAAGAUUACCUAGGGGAUAUCACGGAAAAUUCAAUCAAGGAGAACUUUGAGGUGGUUUACAUGCUCAUCGAGGAGAUGCUUGAUGAAGGCCAUCCAAUGACGACGGAAACGGCGAUGCUCAAGGAUAUAGUCCUUCCGCCUACAUUGGUCCGAAAGAUUCUCAACGUCGCUGGAGUAUCUGGCAUUCAAUCACCCACCUCCCCAUUUACCGCCCCCAUUCCUUGGAGACGGCAGAAUAUCCGUCAUGCCAACAACGAGAUCUACUUUGACAUUGAAGAAUCGAUGGAAGCCAUCGUCGACCGUCGCGGCUCUGUACUCUCCUCAAGCGUCUGGGGCCGAGUCAAUGCGAAAUCUAGGCUAUCCGGUAACCCCGAUCUCCUAUUGACGUUUUCCAAUCCCAAACUCAUCAGCAAUUGCUCGUUUCACCCUUGUAUACGGUACAGUAAAUGGGAGAAAAAUGGUGUCUUGUCUUUCAUUCCACCUGAUGGUCGAUUCAAGCUUUUGGAGUUUCAAGUCCCUCCGAUGCGCGUACAAUUGCCUCUACAGCUCGUUCCCAAAAUGUCAAUCGAAGAGAACGGCGGUGGCCAGUUCUCCCUCACCCUUACUUCUCGGACGAAUCAUCGACCAAUACAGGAUAUCGUUGUCUCCAUCUUCCUUGGUUAUGGAACCAACGGCGUCAGUGCAACAGCUACUGGCGAUAAGCGGGCAGGAGGAGGAGAUGCGCAUGGACCUGGGGCACCGGUGUUAGGUACAAAGAGUGAAGUUGGAGAUGGUUAUGUAGGUGGCGGAACCUGGGAAUUCGACCCGCAUACCCAGGUAAUGAAAUGGACGAUUUCAUCGCUAGUCUCGACCGAAAGACCACCAACAUUGACCGGAUCCUUCACGUCGAGCGAGACGCAUUCCACACCUUCUCCCGCAUUUGACAUCGCCUUCACAAUCCCGAAUCACUCAUACUCUGGUCUCAAGGUUGAUCAGCUCAAAGUAUCUGGAGAUGUCAACUACAAGCCUUUCAAGGGUAUACGCCAGAUAGCCAGAGCGGGCAAGAUGGAAGUGCGAUGGUGAUGUCCGUAUACAUAUGGACAGAUAGCUCUGUUCGAUGUGAAACGACGGACCCCGACCGUCAGACUGUAUCGCAAGGCAUACACGUCACUCU